UCAGGAGGAGCUUGGAGACCGGGAGAGAGGAAGGAGAGAGGGAAGAGAGGGGAGUGAGAGAGAAUUAACCAACAGAAGAGAAGAAAGUGUGUGUAUGUUAGUAAGGGAACAUGGGGGCAGUCUGCCAGAGAGUGAUAACCCCAGCUUAAAUCUCAGCCCACAUUACCUGCACUUCUACACACUCAUUAGUACACACGCAUGCGCACACACUCAGCUAUGAUGGACUGUAAACUGAGCAGAGCAAAGUGACUUCCCUCCAGUUUGUACUAACCAAAGAUCUGAUAGCAGCCACAAACUAUUGCAGUGUCACUUGCUGACAGCCCUGAGGAGUGUACAAGAUAAUGUCUGUGUUCCACAGCUCAGCACAGCUGGACAGAAAAGCUCUUUGUUUUAGAGUCAGUAUGGAGGAGGCUGACCUAUUACGAGGGAGACUACAGGCCAUCACAAAGAAAAGAAGAAUACAAGAGGACAUUGCAGAGAAACGGAGAGUGAUUGAGGAAGAGAAAUUAAAACUUCAGUAUCUAAAGAAAAAAGCCUUGCGAGAGCAGUGGCUCAUGGAUGGCCUGAGCGGUCAGAAUGAGCAGGAGGAAGAGGCCAUGAGGGCACAGGCUCAAGAGGAGCAGCAGCAGGUCACAGUCUUGCAACAACAAAUCCACAGAAUAGAGCUUGAGAUUGAGGACCUUGAAACAGUGGAGAUGUCUAUCUCAGCAAAAGAAGAGCUUAUUUUGAAGCGACUGAAGGAGGUAGAGAGGACAGCUGAAGACAUUAUAAAGGGAGCUGCAGGUGGCAAUCCAGAAUCUGGUGGUGGCACAGAAGUGAAUGACGCUUUCUUACCCAUUGAGAAUCAGACACAAACAGAACUUAAUACAAUCUCCAAGUCAGUCACCAUGGAGACAAGUGAGCAAUCCAACACAGGAAACAUCCCAGACUAUGAGAUGGACGUCCAGGAGACCAUAUUAAUUGAAAACCAGGACACGAGUGCUGAAGAAGAACAGGCUUGCAAUGAUGAUAUUCUUUUUGAAUCCCUGAGUGCCAAAGUAGCUGAUGCCAUUUUAGCAGAUUUGCCUCCCACAGUGACAAAUGGUGAUGAAUUUGAAGACAUGCCCUCCCCGAAAGAAGCUUUAGUAUUGGAGGACACAAAUGGUGAGCUAAAUCGCAAUGAAUCUAUUACCUCGUCUGUGUCUGAUACACCAUCUAGUGCUGAGAGCAUGUAUGAGAAUGAGGCCAUGCAAAAAAGACAGGAUUCAGUAAAAGAGGAACCGAUGAAAAAUAUUGUGACUGUAAUAGAAGAUGCCGAGGAUGCUGAUAUACUAAAUCCAUUAAAAGCAGAAUUCCAUGAGGAUAUCCUAGAUGGCUUAGGCUGUGAAGUAGAUGAAUCCAUGUUGGAAUCAUUCAUCCAGGAAGAAGUUAUGUCAGACAUCUCAAAUGAGUCUGGUCAAAAUCCUGAAGAUUUGGAGGAGUGUCUAUUGGUAGAAAUUGCUGCAGCAUCAUCUGACAGUGAGACAGAUGAGAAAUGGAGAACAAUAUUUUCUUCCUCUAUUAAUAAGGAGGAUGAUGACUCCUAUCUUGACAGCCUUCAGCUAAGUGCACAAGAGCUAUUCAUUCAAAAGCCUGAAGUAAAGACUGUUGAAAACCAGUUAGAUGCACAGGAUGAGCCUGAGCAGGAUAUGCCUGUAGAGGAUGCUGUGUUGGAGCAACCUGAAAUUUCUCCAACUUAUGCCCUGCCUGCACAAGAGAUCUUGUAUAAUCCCUCUACACUAUUCCAUGGCUUGUCCAAAAUAUCUGAGGAUGAAGAGGAGCUCGGGAAGGGUUCUGUAAAUCAUAAAGAAUUUUCAUCUACUUCUGUCAAGUCAGACACAAACAAGAAAAUACCAAAAGAUUACUGUGUGAUUCAGGAGAUGAAGAGUGAAAAUGUCAGCACAGAGCACGUGGAUUUCAGAGUCGCACGCAAUCAGUGGCUGCAGAUGGAGGAGCAAACAAAGAACAUCACACAUCAUCCAGUCCUCAGGACUGGGCCCAGCCAGGGCAAUCACAGCUAUAUGUACACACCAGUGCGCAACAUUGACAGACAGAAGAGGGAUGCCGAAUUAGAGAAUUUAGCACUUGGCAGAGACUACCAACAUGCCCAGUUUAGCCCCUGCUCAGAAGAUUCAGGAGUAGAUGAUUCUAGUUUCAGGUCACCUUAUGAUGACCCAGAAACCCCAGUAGAAAAAGAGAUUCGCUCUGUCAUGGAGAAAGAGGAAAUCCUGAAACGUGAAUGGGCAAUGUCCAAAUCAUACAUAAGUGACUGUGUGCCAGGAAAAGGAAAACCUGUCAUCUUGAACCCUGGGAAAUUGUGUCAAGAGGUUGACGAGAAGAGAAAGAUGCUUGACCAUCAGGAAGAUGACUGCAGAUUAUCCUCCAGCACCCAGAUGCCAUCGUUCAUCAUUACAUCCUCCCCAACAAGAUCACAGAAGCACGAAAUGGCAGCCAACAAUGUCAUUAUCCUUGAACCUGAAUCUUGCCAUCAAAGUCCACGCCAUUCUGGAAAGCUGGUGACAUCUAAAUCUGCUGACUGGAAAUCAGAGGAAAACCCCAGCGUAAUCAUACUGGAAACAUCAAACCUAAUUAUUCGAAGUGCAUCAGAGUUAAACCUGAACUUGGUAACUGAAGAGAAAACCUUUCUCAAUAACCCGUUUUUCAAGUUGCGGUCCCGGAGCUCCCUCUCUCUGGUUGAUGAAGAGAUUAAGAUGGUAAAGCAACGAGAGGAAGAACUGAAAAGACAAAGAGCAAGUCUUUACUCUAAAGAGAAUUUUCUUGCUUCUCCAAAUCUCCUGGACAACCCAUUUGACAAACAAGAUGAUAUCCCUAUCAAAUGUAAAUCAUCCCCCUCAUCACCUAUGAAGACAUAUAAGAUGGAUCGAUCAACACUAUCCUGUGAUAACAGAUUCCCUGAGACCUACUCUGGUGGUCGUCGUAAAAGUGCCAUGGCUCUGCGGUGGGAAGCAGGGGAGUUUGCGAAUCACUAGAGAGGAACAGAC
Molecule: messenger RNA, 3020 nt
Organism: Tachysurus fulvidraco (yellow catfish)
Lineage: Eukaryota; Metazoa; Chordata; Actinopteri; Siluriformes; Bagridae
Gene: palmdb
Product: palmdelphin b
Exons: 9
Coding region: 342-3008 (888 amino acids)
Biological process (GO): regulation of cell shape
Cellular component (GO): membrane; cytoplasm
Source: RefSeq, a predicted model, not a curated record